AUUGCAUUAGUUUUGACUGUGUGUCAGAUCUCCAAACUUACACUGGUCCAUUGGUAUCCUGAUUUUUUAAAUAUUUCAUGGCGUCAUGGCAUUGUAUUAAACAACAAUAAUAGAAGUCAUUGAUAACACAACUGUAGUACAUGUAUAAAAAGCGACUGUAAGUCACGCAGGAGAUAGUGAGGAUUUCUGUCGCGGAGUGUGAGUUUUUUCUCAUCGUUACUUAAUUUGACUUGUGCUAAUACUUGUGCUGGAUCUCUAACCGACAAAAUGAAAGCGAUCAUUAUUUUCAUCCGCUGUAUUCUGUACAUCAUUGUAUGUACUUUGUCAAGAGCAGAUGUAAAACCACAACACUACACGGUGGACGUUUCACUUGACAACAAAGCGUCGAAUGUCAACCUCAUUGGAAUACAUCAUUCGGAUUCCCUUACUGAAUGUUCCGCUAUGUGUGGUGAACUUUGCGCAUGUUUUGGCUUUAAUUCCCAACUAAAGAAGUGCCGUGUUCAUCAGUCAUGCGAUUCAUCAGACAUGACCAUUAAUGAAACAGGAUGGAGGAAUUUUUAUCCUGACGUGCGUUAUCUGCCUAAAAGCUGCAUGGAGAUUUUACAAACUGACCCAAGCGUGAAAGAAAAAGAUGGGAUAUAUUCAAUAAAUAUCGGUGGUCAGAAAAAGAUAUCGUACUGUGACAUGACUAUAGAUGGAGGGGGCUGGACGGUUAUCCAAAAAAGACAGGAUGGUUCUACAGAUUUUUUUAAAACUUGGGCAGAUUACAAGAAAGGAUUUGGAGACCCAUCCAAAAACUACUGGUUUGGAAACGAUGCAAUUCACUAUUUAACAAAGACAAAUCAGGAACUACGAGUGGAGCUGUUGAGUUUUGCUGACGAGAAAGCGUACGCCCUGUAUUCCGCAUUUCAAGUUGGAAACGAGAGCAGCAAAUACCUGCUUACAGUUUCGGAGUAUAAUGGAACAGCGGGAGACAGUUUGGGUCGGAACGAUGGAAAGAAGUUCAGUACGUGGGAUCAGGAUAAUGACAGAAGCAGUAAUAACUGUGCAGUAGGCUAUCACGGAGCCUGGUGGUACAAUAAGUGUUCAUACUCUAACCUGAACGGACAAUACGUGGGGUCUGCUCUAUCUGCUAACAAAUAUCCGACCUGGUGGCAUUGGAAAUCUCUUGAAGCGUUAAAGGGCACAGCGAUGCUGAUAAGACCCAAGAAUUAAGAAUCAAUUGACUAAAUUCAUGUCCUAGAUAUAAUUAUAUAUCUGCACAUGCAUGACAGAGAGAGAAUAUUAACGAACGGUUCAUAAAUAGGAAUGAAAUGUUCAAGUAUUUUCCACAAUCUAAUUGUUUAUUGAGUAGUGAACUAUAGCACUUGGUAUAGAAUGAUUGAGUUGUAUUCCAUUUAUUAGUCACUGAUUAUUAAACUCUGACAA
This is a messenger RNA of Ostrea edulis (European flat oyster), 1428 nucleotides long. Its product is annotated as fibrinogen C domain-containing protein 1-A-like. Bases 268 to 1215 code for a protein of 315 amino acids. The record is from RefSeq and is a predicted model, not a curated record. The transcript has 5 exons. NCBI's taxonomy places the organism in Eukaryota, Metazoa, Mollusca, Bivalvia, Ostreida, Ostreidae.